AUGAUGGAACGCGCCAUCAUCAACACUCUCGUGGGGCACGACGUGGUGGAGCCCGGCAACUACGUACAGAUGUUCCCCUACCCCUGCUACACGCGAGACGAGGCGGAGGUGGGGGGCAGAGGGGAGGCUGCGGGCACCUGUCUCUCCCCGGGGCCUGGCUGGCAGGGCGGAGGCAGGUCACUCCUUCCUGGUGUCCCGCCCCAAGUGCUGAGGCCUCCCGCCCCAGCCCGCUGCCCGUGCCCACAGGUGAUGAAGACCAUGGGCCUGAACAACGCGGUGCACUGGGUGGCCUGGUUCAUCACCGGCUUCGUGCAGCUGUCCAUCUCCGUGACGGCGCUCACGGCCAUCCUCAAGUACGGCCAGGUCCUCAUGCACAGCCACGUGCUCAUCAUCUGGCUCUUCCUGGCUGUCUACGCCGUGGCCACCGUCAUGUUUUGCUUCCUGGUGUCUGUGCUGUACUCCAAGGCCAAGCUGGCCUCGGCCUGCGGCGGCAUCAUCUAUUUCCUGAGCUAUGUGCCCUACAUGUACGUGGCGAUCCGCGAGGAGGUGGCCCACGACAAGAUUACCGCCUUCGAGAAGUGCAUCGCGUCCCUGAUGUCCACGACGGCCUUCGGCCUGGGCUCCAAGUACUUUGCCCUGUACGAGGUGGCCGGCGUGGGCAUCCAGUGGCACACGUUCAGCCAGUCGCCUGUGGAAGGCGACGACUUCAACCUGCUUCUGGCGGUCACCAUGCUGAUCGUAGACGCGGCCGUCUAUGGUGUGCUCACGUGGUACAUUGAGGCCGUGCACCCAGGCAUGUACGGGCUGCCCCGGCCCUGGUACUUCCCACUGCAGAAGUCCUACUGGCUGGGCAGCGGGCGCACGGAGACGUGGGAGUGGAGCUGGCCGUGGGCGCGCGCCCCCCGGCUCAGCGUCAUGGAGGAGGACCAGGCCUGUGCUAUGGAGAGCCGGCGCUUGGAGGAGCUGCGGGGCAUGGAGGAGGAGCCCACCCACCUGCCGCUCGUGGUCUGUGUGGACAAGCUCACCAAGGUCUACAAGAACGACAAGAAGCUGGCUCUGAACAGGCUGAGCCUGAACCUCUAUGAGAACCAGGUGGUGUCCUUCCUGGGACACAACGGGGCCGGCAAGACGACGACCAUGUCGAUCCUCACCGGCUUGUUCCCGCCGACCUCGGGGUCGGCCACCAUCUACGGGCACGACAUCCGCACGGAGAUGGACGAGAUCCGCAAGAACCUGGGCAUGUGUCCGCAGCACAACGUGCUCUUCGACCGGCUCACGGUGGGGGAGCACCUGUGGUUCUACUCGAGGCUCAAGAGCAUGGCCCAGGAGGAGAUCCGCAAGGAGAUGGACAAGAUGAUAGAGGACCUGGAGCUCUCCAAUAAGCGGCACUCGCUGGUGCAGACGCUGUCGGGCGGCAUGAAGCGCAAGCUCUCCGUGGCCAUCGCCUUCGUGGGCGGCUCCCGCGCCAUCAUCCUGGACGAGCCCACCGCGGGUGUGGACCCGUAUGCUCGCCGGGCCAUCUGGGACCUCAUCCUGAAGUACAAGCCGGGCCGCACCAUCCUGCUGUCCACCCACCACAUGGACGAGGCCGACCUGCUUGGGGAUCGCAUCGCCAUCAUCUCCCACGGGAAGCUCAAGUGCUGUGGCUCCCCACUCUUCCUCAAGGGCACCUACGGGGACGGCUACCGGCUCACUCUGGUCAAGCGGCCUGCUGAGCCUGGGGACCCCCAAGAGCCAGGGCUGCCAGCCAGCCCCCCAGGCCGCACCCAGCUGAGCAGCUGCUCAGAGCCCCAGGUCUCCCAGUUCAUCCGCAAGCACGUGGCGUCCUGCCUGCUGGUCUCCGACACGAGCACAGAGCUCUCCUACAUCCUGCCCAGCGAGGCCGCCAAGAAGGGGGCCUUCGAGCGUCUCUUCCAGCACCUGGAGCAGAGUCUGGGCGCACUGCACCUCAGCAGCUUUGGGCUGAUGGACACCACGCUGGAGGAGGUGUUCCUCAAGGUGUCAGAGGAGGACCAGUCUCUGGAGAACAGCGAGGCAGACAUGAAGGAGUCCAGGAAGGAUGUGCUGCCGGGGGCGGAGGGCCCAGCCUCGCCGGGGGAGGCGCACGCUGGCGGCCUGGCCCGGUGCACGGAGCUGGCGCAGUCACAGGUGUCCCUGCAGUCCGCAUCCUCUGUGGGCUCUGCCCGUGGCGACGAGGGAGCCACCUACGCGGAUGUCUGCGGCGACUACCGUCCCCUCUUUGACAACCUGCAGGACCCCGACAACAUCAGCCUGCAAGAAGCCGAGGCGGAGGCCCUGUCGAGGGUCGGCCAGGGCAGCCGCAAGCUGGAGGGCUGGUGGCUGAAGGUGCGCCAGUUCCACGGGCUCCUGGUGAAGCGCUUCCACUGUGCCCGCCGCAACUCGAAGGCGCUCUCCUCCCAGAUCCUGCUCCCCGCCUUCUUCGUCUGCGUGGCCAUGACCGUGGCCCUCUCCGUCCCUGAGAUCGGUGACCUGCCCCCGCUGGUCCUGUCACCCUCCCAGUACCAUAACUACACCCAGCCCCGCGGCAACUUCAUCCCCUACGCCAACGAGGAGCGCCAGGAGUACCGAUUGCGACUGUCUCCGGACGCCAGCCCCCAGCAGCUUGUGGGCACGUUCCGACUGCCGUCGGGUGUGGGCGCCACCUGCGUGCUGAAGUCUCCUGCCAACGGCUCCCUGGGGCCCAUGCUGAACUUAAGCAGCGGCGAGUCCCGCCUGCUGGCUGCCAGGUUCUUUGACAGCAUGUGCCUGGAGUCCUUCACGCAGGGGCUGCCGCUGUCCAAUUUCGUGCCGCCCCCACCCUCACCCGCCCCGUCCGACUCCCCUGUGUCCCCAGAGGAGGACCUGCUGCAGGCCUGGAAUGCUUCGCUGCCCCCCACCUCUGGGCCAGACAACUGGACGUCGGCGCCCUCCUUGCCCCACCUGGUGCGGGAACCCGUCCGCUGCACCUGCUCUGCGCAGGGCACUGGCUUCUCCUGCCCGGGUGGUGUGGGCGGGCGUCCACCCCAGAUGCGGGUGGUCACAGGAGACAUCCUGACCGACAUCACCGGCCACAAUGUCUCCGAGUACCUGCUCUUCACCUCUGACCGCUUCCGGCUGCACCGGUACGGGGCCAUCACCUUUGGCAAUGUCCAGAAGUCCGUCCCAGCGUCAUUUGGUGCCCGGGCCCCGGUCAUGGUGCGGAAGAUCGCCGUGCGCAGGGCAGCCCAGGUUUUCUACAACAACAAGGGCUACCACAGCAUGCCCACCUACCUCAACAGCCUCAACAAUGCCAUCCUGCGUGCCAACCUGCCCAAGAGCAAGGGCAACCCGGCGGCCUAUGGCAUCACUGUCACCAACCACCCCAUGAACAAGACGAGCGCCAGCCUCUCCCUGGAUUACCUGCUGCAGGGCACGGACGUGGUCAUCGCCAUCUUCAUCAUCGUGGCCAUGUCCUUCGUGCCGGCCAGCUUCGUGGUCUUCCUGGUGGCCGAGAAGUCCACCAAGGCCAAGCAUCUGCAGUUUGUCAGCGGCUGCAACCCCGUCGUCUACUGGCUCGCUAACUACGUGUGGGACAUGCUGAACUACCUGGUCCCGGCCACCUGCUGCGUCAUCAUCCUGUUUGUGUUCGACUUGCCGGCCUACACGUCGCCCACCAACUUCCCUGCCGUGCUCUCCCUCUUCCUGCUCUACGGGUGGUCUAUCACCCCCAUCAUGUACCCGGCCUCCUUCUGGUUCGAGGUGCCCAGCUCGGCCUACGUGUUCCUCAUUGUCAUCAACCUGUUCAUCGGCAUCACCGCCACCGUGGCCACCUUCCUGCUGCAGCUCUUCGAGCAUGACAAGGACUUGAAGGUGGUCAAUAGUUACCUGAAAAGCUGCUUCCUCAUCUUCCCCAACUACAACUUGGGCCACGGGCUCAUGGAGAUGGCCUACAACGAGUACAUCAACGAGUACUACGCCAAGAUCGGCCAGUUUGACAAGAUGAAGUCCCCGUUCGAGUGGGACAUUGUCACCAGGGGGCUGGUGGCCAUGACGGUGGAAGGCUUCGUCGGCUUCUUCCUCACCAUCAUGUGCCAGUACAACUUCCUGCGGCAGCCACAGCGCAUGCCAGUGUCUACCAAGCCUGUGGAGGACGACGUGGACGUGGCCAGCGAGCGGCAGCGAGUGCUGCGGGGGGAUGCUGACAAUGACAUGGUCAAGAUUGAGAACCUGACCAAGGUGUACAAGUCCCGGAAGAUCGGCCGCAUCCUGGCGGUGGAUCGCCUGUGCCUGGGCGUGCGUCCUGGCGAGUGCUUUGGCCUCCUGGGCGUGAACGGCGCCGGCAAGACCAGCACCUUCAAGAUGCUGACGGGUGACGAGAGCACAACGGGGGGCGAGGCCUUUGUCAACGGGCACAGCGUGCUCAAGGAGCUGCUCCAGGUGCAGCAGAGUCUGGGGUACUGCCCGCAGUUCGACGCCCUGUUCGACGAGCUCACAGCCCGAGAGCACCUGCAGCUGUACACGCGGCUCCGCGGCAUCCCCUGGAAGGACGAGGCGCGGGUGGUGAAGUGGGCCCUGGAGAAGCUGGAGCUGAGCAAGUAUGCGGACAAGCCCGCGGGCACCUACAGCGGGGGCAACAAGAGGAAGCUGUCCACAGCCAUCGCCCUCAUCGGGUACCCCGCCUUCAUCUUCCUGGAUGAGCCCACCACAGGCAUGGACCCCAAGGCCCGGCGCUUCCUCUGGAACCUCAUUCUCGACCUCAUCAAGACGGGGCGCUCGGUGGUGCUGACGUCGCACAGCAUGGAGGAGUGUGAGGCCCUGUGCACACGUCUCGCCAUCAUGGUGAACGGGCGCCUGCGCUGUCUGGGCAGCAUCCAGCACCUGAAGAACCGGUUUGGGGACGGUUACAUGAUCACGGUGAGGACCAAGAGCAGCCAGAACGUGAAGGACGUGGUGCGGUUCUUCAACCGGAACUUUCCAGAAGCUGUGCUUAAGGAGCGUCACCACACGAAGGUGCAGUACCAGCUCCGGUCGGAGCACAUCUCACUGGCUCAGGUGUUCAGCAAGAUGGAACAGGUGGUGGGCGUGCUUGGCAUCGAGGACUACUCCGUCAGCCAGACCACCCUGGACAACGUGUUCGUGAACUUCGCCAAGAAGCAGAGUGACAACCUGGAGCAGCAGGAGACAGAGCCGCCCUCGGCCCUGCGGUCCCCCCUGGGCCGCCUGCUUAGCCUCUUCCGGCCCCGGCCUGCCCCCACAGAGCUAAGGGCACUUGUGGCCGAUGAGCCCGAAGACCUGGACACAGAGGACGAGGGCCUCAUCAGCUUCGAGGAGGAGCGGGCCCAGCUCUCCUUCAACACGGACACACUCUGCUGACCACCAGGCACUGGCUGAAGGACAUGCAGUGGGGACAGAAGUCAGGCGGUGGCCGCGGCCCCACCCCGUGCCCCCAGUGCCCGCCCACAAGGUCCUGGAAUGGGAGGUCCAGGACCAAGGGCUUCACGCCCCCUCUAGCCCCUCACCUGUCCUCAGCCCUGUCUGAGGCCACUGCGCUGCCCUCCCCUGAUCGUGCCAAAGGUUGGCCUGGCCCUGGGCUGCGCACACCCUCACCCUGCUCUGCCUUAAAGCCUUGGGGUCUGGCCGGCCCCUAGUCUCCUCCCCUGUCCAGCUCUGCCCACCGCCCCUCGGGCCACUGGGGUGACAUAGGCCACCAGGUGCCACCAGACUCUCUGCUGGCCAGGCCUGACCUCCUGAAUGGGCUUUUCUCUGGUCCCCCCACCCCAUACUGAUGGGCCGGUCUGGGCUGAGGGUGGGGCCUGGGGUAGGUCCUGUCCCCAGGCCCUUCUUUAUUUUGGUUUAGGAAGAGGCUUCCUCAUCUUGCUCUCACGCAGGGAGGCCCCCACCUGAGGGAAGCUAUGGGCAUGGGCCAGGGAGGGGCUGCCUCAAGGUGGUGGGCCGGGUGGCAGGAACGGAGAAGCUGGCUCCGCCGGAUCCCCUCCCCACCCCCUCCAGCUGCCAUUGCUCUCCCACCAGCUUGGCCCCCUGCACACCCACCCACCCAGGAGCCGGACCUGUACAUAGCGCACAGUUGUUUGUUUUAAAUAAAUAAACAAAAAAGCCCAUGCAAGCCUGCGUGUGU
Molecule: messenger RNA, 6115 nt
Organism: Ailuropoda melanoleuca (giant panda)
Lineage: Eukaryota; Metazoa; Chordata; Mammalia; Carnivora; Ursidae
Gene: ABCA2
Product: ATP binding cassette subfamily A member 2
Exons: 35
Coding region: 1-5352 (1783 amino acids)
Biological process (GO): lipid transport; transmembrane transport
Cellular component (GO): membrane; intracellular membrane-bounded organelle
Molecular function (GO): ABC-type transporter activity; lipid carrier activity; ATP binding
Source: RefSeq, a predicted model, not a curated record